CGUCGUUUCGAGGCUGCUGUAGACUGUAGGGGUGUAGGACUAGACUCUAGUACUGUCCGUGACCCCCGCGGUGCGACGCCCUCUGAUUCGGGCAGGUUCCUGAGUCCGUUCCUCCUCUGCCCCUACGCUAGUGCCGUGCAGCCAUUAAAGACUAAUUUAAGUGCUCGUCUCGCCCGGGAACCGCAGCCGCCCUCCAGCGCUUGUUGCCAAUGGGUUCCCAGGGACAAGGGUCCGCUAACAGCGGCGAUCCUUUUGCGGGGAGGCCCUUCCAGACGCUGCUCUUUGACCUGGACGACACGCUGUACCCGCUCAGCUCCGGCCUGGCCGCCGCCUGCCGCACCAACAUCCAGGACUACAUGGUGGAGCGGCUGGGCAUCCCUGCGGCCAGCGUGGAUGAGCUGUGCAGCGAGCUGUACUCCAAGUACGGCACCACCAUGGCCGGCCUGCAGGCCGUGGGCCACCACCUCGACUACGACGACUGGCACGACUACGUGCACGGCCGCCUGCCCUACUCCACCGCUCUCACCCCAGACCCCGCUCUGCGCCGCCUGCUCCAGAGCCUGCCCCAGACCAAGUGGGUGUUCACCAACGCGGACACCAAGCAUGCUGCGCGCGUGCUCGACAUCCUGGGCUUGGCCGACUGCUUCCGCGGCGUCAUCUGCUUUGAGUCCAUCCAGGGCGCCCCGCCCCCCUCCUUGUCCGGCCACCCGUCCCCCUGCGCCUCCGGCAGCGCCACCCCCUCCCUCCCCGAGGACGCCCCCUCCUGCCCCUCCCCCUCCGACAGCCCCUGCAGCUCAGGCGCGCCCAGCCCCACCCCCCCCGCUCCCUGCGCCGCGAGAGCUCCCUUGAGACCAUCAAGGUGCCCGCCGCGCGCCCCGCCCAAGCCCCCCUCCCCUGCCUGCUGCGCCUGCUCUUGA
Klebsormidium nitens is the source of this 917-nucleotide messenger RNA. The record is from the annotation of a GenBank genome assembly. Lineage: Eukaryota; Viridiplantae; Streptophyta; Klebsormidiophyceae; Klebsormidiales; Klebsormidiaceae.